AGUGAUACUGAACUUGAAGCGAGGCACCAAACUCCAAAUCACGAACGAAAAAUUCAUUCUGGAUUAACUUUGGUUACAUAACCAACUACCGCAGCUAUAGUUCCAACUCGGCGUGCAUUUGCACAUGCAGGAGCAUUGAGGAGAACUUUCAGAAGAUUAUUAUAGUGUGCGAGAUGUUAGUUAAAAGUGUGAGAAAGUAGAAGAAAAAUAUUACAAAAAAUGGAAGAACACGAAGAAAAAAUGUUUGGCCGAGCCACCCUCUAUAAAUUCGAUUCAGAUAAGAAUUGGGAAAAGCUAGGUGCCGGCGAAUUCAAAGUGUUGUAUAAUCCAGGCAAUCAUUCAUAUCGUUUGUUGUUGCGUUGUGACCGAAUUCACAAGUUGGUUUUGAACAUGAAAUUAACCAUUGAUUUACAAAUCAAUCCAAUGGAAUGGGACGAAAGGACUUUUGUUUUGGAAGGCCAGAAUUUUGCGGAGGAACAAAAAAAUGGUCAAUUCGAGAGUCUAAAGAUUCGGUUCAAAAAAACAGAUUCGGUGAAGAAAUUCAAUGAUACCAUCAAAACAUGCCUCAACGAAUUAAACGAUCGAUCAAAGCAAAUGAAAUUGGACACAUAUCCUGGAAAUACAUUGAGCAUGAAUACCGGUGAGACCAGAAAUGAUGCAACAUUUACAUCGGAACCAGAUCGAGAUAAUAGUCGGUCAGAUGGUGAAUGCAUCGUGGAACAAAUAGCAGAGGGAAUAACCGUAAAAAUCGAUGAUCCAGUCAAAUCAGACGCAAUUGAAGAUAGCGGUUCUGCAUCGCCAUCGACAAUGGUGACACAAUCAGACUAUAGUAUUUCCAAUCAGUCACACACAAAUGUCGAAUUGCAAAACGUUGUGAGAAUGAUACAGUGAAUGGUGAGAAUGACACAGAAGUUGACAACUCCGAUUCGAAUGGUUCAAUGCCAAUUGUAGUGAACGGCGGUGGAGGACACGAAAAGAAACUAUUUGGAGAACAAGUCAUUCUCUAUAGGUUCGAUUCAGACAAAAAAAUUCCUAAAGGUUUUGGCGAAUUCAAAGUGUUGUAUCAUCCAGUCAAUCAUUCAUAUCGUUUGUUGUUGCGUUGUGACCGAAUUCACAAGUUGGUUUUGAACAUGAAAUUAACCCUUGAUUUAAAAAUCAAUCCAAUGGAAUGGAGCAAAAGGGGAUUUGUUUUGGAAGGCCAGAAUAUUGCGGAAGAACAAAAAAAUGAUCAAUUCGAGAGUCUAAUGAUUCGGUUCGAAGAAACCGAUUCGGCAAAGAGAUUCAGUGACACCAUCAAAAGAUGCAUCAACGAAUUAAACGAUCAAUCAAAGCAAAUGAAAUUUGAUCCAAGUCCUGAGAAGACUACCGAAGAGGAUACACCAGGUACAUUAGAAUCAGAUCGAGAAGAAAGCAAUGUUGCUUCGUCAUCAAAACCUGAAAUCCAACCAAAGGCAAGUGUUUCCAAUAAGUUAGAUGACACAAAUCCGGACGGUCCCCAUCAAGAUCAUGACGCACUGGAAACGACGAUGCCGGACAUCAGUCUUGUACCGUCAUCAAAAAAA
Molecule: messenger RNA, 1562 nt
Organism: Sitodiplosis mosellana (orange wheat blossom midge)
Lineage: Eukaryota; Metazoa; Arthropoda; Insecta; Diptera; Cecidomyiidae
Product: E3 SUMO-protein ligase RanBP2-like
Exons: 4
Coding region: 220-891 (223 amino acids)
Biological process (GO): intracellular transport
Cellular component (GO): cytoplasm; nuclear pore
Molecular function (GO): GTPase activator activity
Source: RefSeq, a predicted model, not a curated record